Molecule: messenger RNA, 5109 nt
Organism: Coregonus clupeaformis (lake whitefish)
Lineage: Eukaryota; Metazoa; Chordata; Actinopteri; Salmoniformes; Salmonidae
Product: transmembrane protein FAM155A-like
Exons: 3
Coding region: 600-1826 (408 amino acids)
Biological process (GO): calcium ion import across plasma membrane
Cellular component (GO): plasma membrane
Molecular function (GO): stretch-activated, monoatomic cation-selective, calcium channel activity
Source: RefSeq, a predicted model, not a curated record
GCCACUGCUCAACGAUGGAGCUAUCGUAGCGAUGGAGAUGACGCAAACGGACCCCGCUCCGCCAAAAAGUGUUCAAGACGAACAUGGCGGCAACUUAACCCAGGUCCAAGAUGACUGUGGAAAUCGGGAGAAAAGAUCCAAGGCAUUCAACCCAGAUAGGAACCGGAAAAAUCAUCUGGGGUACAAUCAAACGGCUUUUGCAUUCUCAUAAUUGAAUCCGGGAAACCGCAGCAGUAACGGCAACAGCACGGAUAAGCUCGCCACAGCUGGUCUCUCUGCGCGCGAGCACAACCCGGGAGAGCAGAAAAGAGGGAGCCAGGUGCGAGGCAUGCGGUUACAGAGAACGUGGUUUCCCCCCGGAGAGCCAUGGAGAACCGGGAUGAGGCAGCGCGAGGCUUAAUCUGUGCGGGCGCGCUAAUUGGAUCGGAAUAACACACGGACGGCGUCGGGCGCGAGAGAGGAGCGCCCAGGACCCGCGGCGGCACGGCAGGCCACCGUUACCGAGUAGAAAUAACGGAGUCCAUCUCCCAAAGUCAAUGAGUAUAGUGGCAGAGGAGCCCCCGCGGUGGAGUCGGCCAGAGCUGCGCUUUUCCUAAAAUAUGACCAGGGGUGCUUGGAUGUGUCGGAAGCAAGAUGACGGCUUAAAAAUCUGGUUUGCACCCCGAGAGAACGAGAAGCCAUUUACCGAGUCGGAGCGGGCCCAGAGAUGGCGCCUGUCGCUGGCAUCUCUUCUCUUCAUCACGGUCCUGCUCUCUGACCACUUGUGGUUCUGCGCGGAGGCCAAACUGACGCGGACCCGAGACAAGUGGCAGGACAAGCGGCUCGCCUUUACCGACAUGGUCGAGUACCCAAACUCCACUCACCACCACACCCCCUCCUCUGACCCCCAUUCCCCCCACGGCCGCCUCGCCAGAAAGCCAGAUGUUAUUUUUAUAGGGAAUUCUACCAAACCUCUGUGUCGACUGGACACCUGUCACCCGGACAGCUUGUCCAAAGACUGCUUCACUUUCACGGACGCAGAGCCGGUGUGCCUGGGCCUCUCCGGGGGCGGUGAUGGGACGCAGUCGGCGGACUUGAAUCUGAGCGAUUUGUAUCUUUCUUUUUGUAAUUCCUACUCUCUUUUGGAUUUGUUUAACGGGUUUACAAGUCCGGACAAUAUAAACUGCAGCCUGGACGUGGCUGAGGGUGACACACUGGGAUGCAGCGAGUGUGUCCGGGCUUACCAGCGCUUUGACCGGCAAGCUCAGGAGGACUACCGGGAGUUUGAGCUUUUGGUUGAGAAAUAUGAGACGGAUGAAUACUCGGUCAGGACAUGUAUGGAGGAAUGCAAGACGGUAUAUAAGCCCUGGCUGUGUUCGCAGUACUUCCAGACCACCCAGAUGCACUGCAGUAAGAGGAUCCUGUGUGGCCAGUACUGUCUGGAGGUGCAGCAGAGGUGUCCCUUCAUCUUGCCCGACAACGACGAUCUCAUCCACGGAGGAAGCCCCAGUUUUAUAUGCACAGGGCUGUUGGAGGAGUACCCUGGGGGCGUGGAUGCAGACGCGGAGUGCUGUGAUGUCCGGUGGGACUUCCAGCCAGAAGUGGAAAACAACCAUUCACGUGGUACCCUCAAAAGAACUCACCCGUCCUGUCACCACCGUACCUCUCUCAGUUCCUCGGCCGUGUGCAGACUGUGCAACAGCCGGCUCAAACUCUGCCUGCUAGUCCUUGUCCUCCUGCACACUGUCGCCUCCCUCACCGCAUCCCACAAUGCAACGGGACUGGGCCUGGGCCUCCCCACCUCCCUCGCCCCUCUGGAGGAGAGCUCCCCCGUCAAUGAGGAUUGAUGGGAUGGCCGAGGAUUUACAUUGUCACGACAAUAUGAAACAUCUCCACCUUGGUCGGGAAUGCUAUGUGCUGUUGGUUAGACAUCUGCAGCCGCUGUGCUUUCUGGGUAAUUGAGUCUUUGCAGAGGUGUGGGACUACUUGGAGACGGAGGACAUGCAAAUCAAUCAAAACAAACAAACAAACAAAGAGACAAAAACAUGACAGUGGCGGGAACAUGGGACAAUGCCGCAGCCUUUGUUGAGUAGGAAGGCCUCCUCACUGCUGAGUUUCUCUCACUGCGCUUUUUUACACUGUGUUCCUGUUCUGGCUUUCUGUUGCACUGGCUGACUACAGGAUAACACUCACUGUCCUUUUAGAAUGUCCAUCCUUUAUGUUGUUCCUUUAUGGGUCUCUUGUGCAGGAAGGAAAUGUCUCAUCGAUAUAGGAUAGAUAACAUGUAUCAAAAAGCAAAGUUGUGAGUGUGUGCAUACUUGUAUGUGUGUGAUUGUGUGUGGGUGUCUACUCUGAAGUCUCCACUUAUUUGGGUUCCCAUUCCUAAAGCUGCUUUAGAUGUAGGAAAGGACACUCUAAAAUGUUGGAGUAGUAGUUUGUUCUCAUGGUUCCGUGUGGCUCAGUUGGUAGAGCAUGGUGGUUACACCACCAGGGUUGUGGGUUCGAUUCCCAUGGGGGACCAGUAUGAAAAUGUAUGCACUCACUACUGUAAAUUGCUUUGGAUAAGAGCAGCUGCUAAAAUAUAAACAAAUUAUCCCUGGUAAAGUCAACAUACACCCAGAUUACACUUCUGGCCAGUGAUACAAUUUUAACGCCUUUCAUUAUAGAAGACAACCCCUUGGUAUAGAAGUAUCCCACUAGCCUUUCUCUGAAUCCUGUCCCUACCACACACUCUGUCCAUUUCCUAUGUCCUCUCAGCCUAGCACUUCACACACAGGAGGUCUACUGUUUAUGUGUUUGUCUAAUCGGUACUUGCAUGUGGAGGCUCUCUUAAUUAUGUGAAAUUCACAGCCUUGUUGGUUUGCUUUGCAUAGCCUUAGCCCCCCUCUGUGUUAGAGAACACUACUGCACCCCAAAAAAACCACCAGUAAGGUAGCAUGUCCUCUGUUUUCAACUGCUUUCUUCAGAAAAUGUUAUUUAUCUCACAUUAUUUAAAGGGCUUAUCUCUAUAUACAAACACAGACUCACACAAUCACAAAAAUGUGCUUGAGGUAUGGCUUCAGGUAUCUCAGUUGAAACUGCAUGCUUAGGGGUACACCUUCAAAGGUAAGCGUUUGCUUAAAAGGUGUUUCACGUGUUGCUAUAGAGAGUGGGCAGGUGUAGGACCCAGUAUGUAGUAUGUUUGAGGAGAAACGUUGGGCGGCAGAGUAAGGUUGAGAAGCUCAAUGGCAGAUGUUAGCAUUACUAUUAGCAUUAUGGUUAGUAUGAGCUGGAAGAAAAGGCAAUCUUUAAGGGCUGUUUUUAUUAUUUCUUGUCCCUUUGUUUUCUAGAUGAUGAACUGAACUGAUAGAUAGGGGAGUCAGGUUUUGUAGGCCUAACAAAUGUAUGCUGAAUGCAGAAUUCUUCACUUUCAUGUCUGUUGAUUAUAUAUGUUAGCUGUCUAUUGCUAGGUCCGGCUUGUCAGUCUACUAGUCAACUAUAGGUCGCACAAAUUGAGAAACAAAUUAAAAAGUCGUUCUCUGCUUUUACUAUCAUUGCUCAUUCAUUGUUACAUUCUCCAUUGUGAGAUCUGUCUGAUGUUUACUUGUUGUCUCACUCAUAGUCAUGCUGCAUUCAUGACCCUCAGAGUGUUGGGAAAUGCAACCUGUAGACUCAGAGCAAUGGAGUUGUGUGCAUUCACAUGCUUUGAACUCAUUGAGAACACCAAUUGGCUAACGUCAAACUAGCAACUUCAAACAUAAACAUAUUAUCAUACUCAAAAGCAAAUUAUGUUGUUCAAAAACCAUACAAAUAGAUUGUACUUGAUAAAUAAUGUUUUGCCAUUGCAUUUAACUGCCGAAAAUGCUGUCAUCUAAGUAAUUUCAGGGAAGUUGGGGUCCAGAGAUGAUACCCGAGUUGCCAGGUUGUAAUUAGGACUUGGAAGCUUACAUUUUUUCCCCAGUGGGAAUCUCGUAUUUUAGAUUACUCCGAUUGGUUAUGAAUGCAGGAUCCGUUCAUUUGACCCCAUCAUCCCAUCAUCCCAUCAUUCCCUUGUUUCCUCUCUGGUUCCACGGCCUGAAAUUCCAUAGGCCAACAGUAGAGAGGGCUCUUGAGUAGGUUUAUUUCAAGCAUGCAGUAAUGAUGAAUUAAAGGUAGAAUGUCAAAGGAAGUCCUAGCAAGAUUGGACCACGGAAGAUGGGGUCAAAGAGAGUCAAAGCAGAUGCAUAGGGAUACAGGAGGCUGAGGUCUUCAGAAUCUAGUGAUGAUAGAGGUGUGUGUGUGUGUGUGUGUGUGUGUUUGUGUGUUUGUGUGUUUGUGUGUGUGUGUGUGUGUGUGUGUGUGUGUGUGUGUGUGUGUGUGUGUGUGUGUGUGUGUGUGUGUGUGUGUUCGAGGGGCUUCUAGUGGCACACUAAUUAGUCAGGUUCAGCACAGAGCCAGUCUUCUCUGGAGACCUCAUUAGCAUGGCGUAAAUUUCCUGUUUUCAGAGCCCUCAGGAGACACAACAUUAACUAGCCACUUUAAUCACUUCUUCAUCUUCAUCAGCACCUAACACCUACUGUACAUCAGCACACAGCAUACAUACACCUUCAUCAGCAUUACACCUCUAUCAGCAUCUCAUCUAGAUCUUCAUCAGCAUUACACCUACAAUACAUCUGAACGUCAUCUUCUAGUAAACAGCCUCAUUCUGUCCAUCUGAGAGAUGAGUGAAAAACAGGUUGACAAAGAUUCAGAGGGAAGGUAGGGAUAUGGAGAAAAAACAUAAACGGAGGGUGAAAUGAGAACGAGAGGUACAAAGGGGACCCUAGCCCAAACCCUAAAUCAGUGAGUGUGUGAUGUUACAGUAUGCAAGAGAAUCCCACACAUGGCCAGAAUAAAGCCAUGGCCAUUUUGGAGAGCUCUAAAUAGUAUGUCCUGAGAGAAAAUUGAUAUUAUCACCAAAUAUAAGACUAUUAUCAGCAGCUACAAUACCAUUUAGCCCCAUCCUGGUGCCAUCAGUAAAAGUGCCCUAAAAAGUCUUAUGUUAGCAUGUUAGCUUCAGUGCUAUUCUACUGCAUCAAGACAAUCCUUAUACUGUUUCUCCUGACUCUCACUCUUAUGUGUGACCCACACCUUGUAGGGGUGUAACACGUUAGUAGGCUGGAUAAAGUAAUC